AUGCGAAAUCUCAGUUUGUGCAUUUCAAACGUACCCGUGGUGCCGACAAUCGUGAACAUCGACGACGACUUGCUAGUGCCGUCAUCCCCUCCGCGACGCCUGAGCCGGAGUAGCAUCGAUCUGCGCGAUCUGGAGUACAAGAACGAAGCGGCCAAGAUCAAGGCUUCCGAUUCGGUCAGUUCGAUCUUUCCGCUGAACUUUGAGAACAAUCUGCGCUACUCGGGCAGUGAACCGAUCCAGGUGAAGGAGAACCAACAGCGGCGACCGUCGCGGAAAGAGAGCUUCAAACAGAUCAACUUCUUCCAGCCGUUUUUCUCGAGAAACAGUUUGCUCAAGUCCUAUAUCAAGAGUGGCGGUACGGCCGGUAGCAAUUUGAACAAUAGCAAUAAUCGGGACGGUUUGGGUAGUAAUAAUAAUCGGACAGCUUCGGAGAAGAAGUUGAACAAUAAAAACAUUGACAAUCGUUCCAAUAACAAUAUUAUCGACCUUAUCAACGUGACAUCUUCCCUGAACAAGUCGAUCGGAAUGGUUGAUAGGGAGGUUAAUACGCACAAAAGGCACCAGAUGGCAGCUAGCGAGUCGGAUUUUUUGACAAUGAUCCAAAAGCAAAGGUCCUUCCGGUUAGGAGUAUCGAAAAAUAAUGCCAGUCUGAAAAAGAGCAGUAACAAGGAAGGACAUAGGGAUAAUCAAUUAAUGUGUGCACUGAGCGAUUCGGACUUUACUGCUGUCUUCCAGGGGGAUGAGGCCAUUAUGAAGUGCAUAAAGAAUUUGAAGGCAUGUGCGGAGCAAAGGGAUGGUAUAUUUAAAAUUGUUUUGAAUGGAGACGGUGGUGGAAAUGUUUCCACCCCAACAACUGCCAUCACUGAAACUCCGGACAUUCUGAUUGGCUGCUUCGAUCAUGGGUUCAACGGAACGGCGCCCAAGGUGGAAGGUGGUCGAGCCGAGGAAAAUUCGUUCGUUAAAUCAUCCAAUAUCAAAGUUGUGAAUAGUAGUAGUAGCACAGUGAAUCAAACUAGCACAGUAAAUGAAUGUAAUUUAAGCCACGACGAUGGCAAUUAUGUGAUAGAUUUAAUAUCGGCCCUUUCGUCGGCUGGUUCUCCCCCUCACUCGGCCGGACUGCUACCAGAAGCGAUUGUCCGUGAAAAUGAUCGACUUAAAUCUAUCGAUAAGUCUGACAGCAAGAUAGUUAAUCUAAAACCAGUGACACUUUUACCGGACACUGGAAGCCCCAUAAAUGUCCUAAGUGAAGCCUCUACCAUAUCGUUGGAUCUAGUAGCGAUGAAUCCGAGCACAAAACUGCAAGUUCCUACCGACGCAGCAGCAACGAUUGAGGGAAGUAUUAAUCCAGUGGAUCCGCUAGCCGUCAACAAUCCGGACAUCAUUGUCGAGAACAUCCGAAACGACACCUUGAACAAUCAGCAGCACCAGCAGCAGCAGCCGAUGUCAUCGGCUACGUCGUCGACGGUCGUGAUGCCACCGUCGAUAAUGACCACAUCGCCGGUUCAUCCGGCAGGGCUGCAGCGGAAACGACAAUCGUCCACCGUAACGUACAACAUCAAUGUGAUUAACUUUAGCGAUAAUCCCGAUGAUGAUCAGAGCAGCUACCAGAUGAAUAAUCGCAGCGGCGGUGGAGGAGCGGGAGGAGGACACGGUGCUGGAGUUGGCGCCAGGUCCAACAGUUCGACGAGUGAGUACGCUGAUUCGAGUCAAAAGUACACCCGCCGGGGCGCCAUUUGCAUCGUCAUCAACAACGACAACGUGAUCCAUGCCAACGAUACGGACACGGAUUUCGACGAACAGGACGACUUGACGGCCGGUCAGGAUCGUGGGGGAGCGGACGGUGGGUACGACGGUUCACACCGUCAGUGCUGUUCCCAGGGGUACCACGAUGACGGGUCCGGUGCGGCCAACUGUCGCCACAAUAAAUUCCGUAAGAUCAAAUGCCUGUGGAACCACGUCAAGCGGUACGGUUUACGCCGGGGUCCUCUGAGGCGCCGCAAUGAGCCCAGUGAUGGCGGGCAGCGUGCUGGAGCUGCCAGCGCUGAAACCUGCAUGGACAGGCUGACCGUCCCUAGCGCCGAUGCGAAUAGUAGCCGUUGUGGCAGUGUUGGUUGUGGGGAAGGUGGAACCUCAACCCGACCGGCUAAGGGCUGGAGAGCAGAACACAAGGCGGCCAGGACGCUCGGAAUCAUCAUGGGUGUGUUUCUGCUCUGCUGGUUGCCGUUCUUUUUGUGGUACGUCAUCACAACCCUAUGCGGCGAAGAGUCCUGUCCCUGUCCGGACGUGGUCAUCACGCUUCUGUUCUGGAUUGGCUACUUCAACUCGACACUGAAUCCGCUCAUCUACGCGUACUUCAACCGGGACUUUCGGGAAGCGUUCCGGAACACGCUGCAAUCGCUACUGCCGUGCUGCAUCAAAAAGAGCCCGUACGGGGGCUACAACGCUUACUAUGUGUAGUAAUAAGCCUACUUAGGAUAGUUGUUUGGCUGACGCGUCUGUGUGUGUAUGUGUACGAGUGGAGUUUUCUCUGGAAAACAUGGUUUGCUUUGGGAUUAGUUUUGUGUGUUGUCCCUUACAAGGGAUUAGCACGUGUAUGAAAUUGGAAGUAUUUGCGACUGUUGAGGGUUUAAUUUGGUUUUGAAACUGUGGGAGAUAUUUUAUUAAACGGACGAUAUUUGGAACCGGAAGCAGAGUAAAGUUUAUUCCGAACGCUCGUUUUUAUUCGCAUUUGCUUCGAAUAUUUUUUUAGGCAAGAAAAUCUUUUCGUAUUGUGUUCGGUGCAUCAAUUUUGCCGACACGUAGGAUUAUUUUGGGGAGAUAAUGAAAAGUAAUUUAAAUCUGAUUACCAAUUCCUAUCACGAAACAAAUUUCCUGGUUUGCUUUUGAAUGUUUUUGUUUUCCGAUGUGGAAGCUUACUCGCAUCAUAGGUUUGAGCGAAAAAAUAUCCAUCAAUGGAUUAUUUAAUUCAUCACUGCACAGCAAUUGAAAAGCUUUGCAUUUGGUCAACCGACCUGUUAUCUCGGGUCUAUGCUUUUUCCGCAUGUUUGUUUCAAUAGCCCCACUUUCACUUUUUUUUUACUAUCCACUUGAGAGGGUACAAUCCCAUUUCUGGAGUGUGUACAUUUCCGCAUCGGAAACGCUCGUCUGUCAGAUUGAAGCGUUGUUGAGUUAUUCUGAUUGAAAACGUGCUCUUUGAUGAUGAGCUGGCCAACGGAAUGCGUCAAACGCGUUGGCUCUUUGUAUUGUUCAGCAGAGGGGUGCGCCAAUAUAGACAAAACUAGAAAAACUCUAGUAAGAGAACUGCGGAGAGAAAAACAGCAUUUUUGACAACGUAUGCCACGGCAUUGUAUGGCAACUCGUCCAAUGUUAUAAGGAUAGGCAAUGCUCGAUUGGAUUCGUUUUUUGACAGCUAAACGCGAAUCCAAUCGAUCCAAAAUGGAGUCUCCGCAGUUCUCUUUCUAGAGUUUUUCUAGACAAAACACCUAUUGUCCUGUUGAUUACAAUAUUGCGCACUUCCCACCAACCUGGACUCAGCACUUUCGAAGUGCGAGUGAUCAAACUGCUACUGAAAACUGCGAGCUGUCAAAUCACAUGUAACUCAAGUGAUAGAGAUGGUACUUUCAUAGACAGGCCAGUCGAACUAACCAGUCUAUGAGAAGAAUUCAAUAGAAGAAUAGUAAGUGCGUAGUGUGGUUAGAAUCCAGUUUUUAGUGCCAUAAGCAAUAUUAUUUAAGAGAUUCUGUACGAUACCGUUCAGGAUCAGUACAUUGCGAAUUUUUGACAGUCUGGAACAAUAAAUUCCAUCUGAAGUAAUUUUGAGCAAAAAAAUGCAAUCUGGAAAAUAUUAUUUGCUAAUUGAAAGAUGACUCAUUGAAAGGCCAAGUUUUAAUAAUAUAUGCGGAAUAAAAUUUGGACAAAAUUCAAAAGGCAUUUUUUCUGUAUGAAAAUCUUUAAUAAAUGUUCUCUCUAUAUACGAAAACAUUUGUCAGCUUAUUAACUUAAUUUAGAAAAAAAAACUCCUAGGAACUUUACGACAGUUUGCCGGAAUUUUUGGCAAAGCAGUCGAAAAAGUUGAUGUUGACUUUUUCUUGAUUUCUUUCAUAAUUUUUAUUAUCAGAUGUUUGAUAGUUUUAGCACAGACGUAACACUAUGAGGGAAUUCCCUCCUAUCGAUCCGGCAAUUUUCCCAGAAUACUAGCUCCACCUUUUAUUCACCGUCCCAAACACUUAUUUUCUGGUGUGUUACCCCUCAGGCUUGGGAACAAUUUUUCACUAGUGGUCUAUCCCUCAUAUGAUUGUUCAUAUGUCAGUGGCGCAACAAUUUCAAAUGUGGCAACAGUCCCAACUACAAAUAUAUUCAAAAUGACCGUUAAAGCGGGCAUUGUUUUCGAGUGUUAUGUCUGUUAGUCUGUGGUUUUUGGUCAAAAAUUAUUGGCAUAUACUCUCCACUUCAAACUAGCUCAGAAAUCCUCAAUUGGGUCAUUAAAUGCGAAAAAAAAAUCUUUUUAUUACAUACAUCGAUAAAGCUGAUGAACAAUGUUUUUUCCAACUCAGGAAACGUGAAAAUAAUAUUAAAAUUUAAAAUAAAGAAAUAUGUUGACAGUCUGGAUUUGACACUAUAAGAAGCAUUUGACAUAUCGAAUUUCACGACAAAUGAUGCCCUGUCAGAAAAAAAUUAAUACAUGCUUUCCCGGUUUUUCCGCACGGUUUUUUUCAUUUGACAUAAACACCAUGCAAUGCAUAGUUUUUUUUCAUUUUGGGUGUUGUCUUGAUAGGCCAGAUGUAAACAACCGCAGUUUUCCUAUGUAUGGUUGCCAAGUUUACAUAAGAUUUUAUUUAAAACAAAAAAAAUCGUUUUUACGUAUUACAACGAAAUUUUUUUUUAAAUGAUGUUAUAUUAUGUAUAUUGGACCUAAAAUUUAUCGAAUGGAACGGAAAACUAUAUAUAGCUUAAUGACCUAAUUGGACGCAGUUGUGGAUCAUUUGGAGGGUUACCAGCUUUUUGUACAAAAGGUACGCCAUAAUACUGUAUUGCGUUCAUUUUUUUGCGUAAUAUCUAGGUGCCAGAUUAGAGGUUUGCUGCCAUUUUGUUUACACGGUAGGGUAAAGUGCCUAUUUUCACCAUACUAAGCAGGGUGCCUCACUAAUUCAUUAAUUUCUCGGCCUCCAAUCAAUGGAAUGCGAAAGAAUUGACAUCAACAGCUUUGCUUCGUUGUUAAGAACCAAUAUAUUAACACAAAUGCGCUGAAAACAGUGAAAUUCCCGUGUUUGAGCGCAACGAAAACCCGAAUCGAGUGCCCCUAUUGUUGCGCUACCAUAUGACUCAAUGCGUUGAACAAAGAUGGCAGACACUGCUCUAACCAACGGCUUCCAUUGAAUAGGGUGAUAAUAGAAACAUGGCGAAAAUGGGCUCAACACCCUAUCUCCUCGCGGGUUGAAAUCAACACUGGAUGUUUAAAAUAUAGAGUUCUAUGCAAAUGAUUUCACUCACACUACUUGGGGGUUUGUUUUCCUCCAGCUGUCAUAUGUUAAACUGUCAGUCAAUUUAAACGUUUGCUGUUUAAAUGCUCUGUGUCACUGUGAAACUUAUUCUGGAGAUUACAAUACCGGUUGGGUUAGAUCCACCAUGCAAAUAAUCCGGUCGAAAAGCUUUUUUUCGAUUUGUUUUCCUCCACCUAUCAAAAAUUAUGACAGGUGGAGGAAAACAAAUCAUUGAACACACUAAUACUACUGUUACAGAUUGUCAAGUACUCUAUGGGCAAUGUCGUAAAUACAAAUCUGGCGAAGAUGGCACUUUGGUAUUCGUAAGAUGAACCUUACAUGAGUUGUGUGAGUGAUCACAGUAUAAAUCUACUUGCGUUCGUCAUACCGGUCGUUCCGCUUCCAUUUAAUCCUGUGACCGCUAUGACGUCGACCCGUUGUGCUUCAGGAUUGUUUACAUAUUUUUGGUUGCCAACACUAGCAAACCGUGUGUUCUCCCAGUCAAAAAGGGCAAGUUGCUGGCUAAGGGGGGGGGGGGGGCUAUUUGCCAACUCGGAUGCGCUAAUUGCCCUUCAAUUUGUGAGCAAAUUGCUGGCAAUUGGGGGGCUAUUUCAAAUGCAACAUUUGGGCGAUUCGCCGCCGUCAUUUUUUUGCCGCCCAGCCUGCCCUUAAAUCGCCCCCAAAUCGCCCACGGAACGCGCCAUUUAAUCGCCCUUAGUUGCCUAAUAUGAAAAUUAAAAAUAAUGCUUAUUUAUGGAUUCAUUAUCUACUCACAUAUACUUACCAGUAUACUAGGUAAUCACCACCAAAUUAUAGGAAGAAUUAAUGGUGAAAUUGGUAUUGCACUCCAAAACUUACCACAAUCUGAUGUUCAUUAAGAUUUUAGGUCAGAGAUCUUGUUCCGCUAUACUUACACACUAUUUUUACUUGGGGAGACGACCGGAAUAUGAUUUAUAGGAUUUUCGGCCUUUGCGGUCUGAUUAAUCAGAACGGGUGAUUUAUACUGCCCGACGUUUCGGCCACUGGUUAUGGCCUUUUUCAAGGGAAACUGUAAUUUAUUCACGGUUACAAAUAACAUAUUUAAAAAACGGAAAUACAAUUUGUUACUCACUACUUUAUCGUUCUUCGUUUGAGCGUCGUUUGCCGACGAUCGGAGGUUUUUUUAAAAAAGCUUCAAAUAUGCCGUUACUAAGCAAUUGCAUGAAAGUUAGUGGGUUGAAAUUGAAAUAAAUUAAUAUUAUUUUGCUAAACUUACUGGUGGGUAGAAUUGUUCAGUUUUCCCAUCACCCUUUUUUAAUCACUGUGCACGACUCAAAGACACUUUAGAAGAUGGUUGGGGCAAUGUGAGAUGGUAAUGAGUGUGAGAUCAAUUUUGACUGAGUACGUUUAGGAGUGGGCAGUGAGAUGACGGCUUGUCUGUGUGUUGUCUCUGCAAUCUGACGGAUUGUGAGGCUUUGGCUGUGUGGAGUAUUCCAGCGUUGAUAGUACUCAAGCCAUCUACAUCUCUGCGGUAGUUUACGGUGUUGGAUGUGUUGGUAAUAUGACACAUCUCCAAUAUUGGUAGAGCCGUAGUUCGAUAGCUACGAUCAAUAAUUUUUGUUUUGGUCAGAUCGAAGUUAUGUUGUUGCUGUAUGAUGUGAUCAAUGAGGGCUGUUUUUUCGCCUGAGUGUGUUGUUGGAAUAUUUGUCGUGUCGAAUCCUAUGUUGAAUAUUUUGUUGAUGUUGGAUUUGUGUCCAUUGAGCCGUAUUUUUAACGGGAUUAAUCAGACCGCAAAAGCCGAAAAUCCUAUAUAACUUACACACUAUUCCACAAUUUCCCACAUUCGUUGGCUAAAUGAAGUGCACUAGACAAACAAAGUACAAGGGAGAACACACGAAUUGUUCAAAAAACAAUUUCAAGCUUAAGUUUGAAAAACACGAAAAACAACCAAGUCCAUUUCAGCCGCCAGAAAAUUUGUCUAAGUAUUGAAAUUGCCUUUAAAUCGCAUUCGCAAAUUGCAUUUGUUCCGAGGGGCAAUUAGCACAGGCGAGUUGAGUCAAACGUCAAACUUUUUAGAUCGCCUGACCAUGUUCGUCCGCAUUUUUUUUUGACAGGGCUGCUACACCUAUAUCCCAGUCAAAAAGGGCAAGUUGCUGGUUAACGGGGGGCUAUUUGCCAACUCGAAUGCGCUAAUUGCCCUUCAAUUUGCCAGCAAAUUGCUGGCAAUUAGGGGGCAAUUUCAAAUGCAACAUUUGGGCAAUUUGCCGCCGUCAUUUUUUGCCGCCCAACCCGCCCUUAUAUCGCCCACGGAACGCGCCAUUUAAUCGCCCUUAAUUGCCUAAUUUGAAAAUUAAAAAUAAUACUUAUUUUAGGAUUCAUUAUCUACUCACAUAUACUUACCAGUAUACUACACUCAAAAAAAAGUAAACGUUAUGCCUAUUGAUUUUACACAUAGAUUUUUGCAAUUAACGGAGGCAUAUAGACACUAUUUGCUGGCACAUAAACCUAAUGUGUGUAUUUACAAGAAAUAUUAAUCUUACAUUCACAUUUCAUAACUAUUAGACACAUAAAACCCCACUCUAUAACAAUAUGCACAUAUAACUUAUGUGUGUGCAUACAUAGUUUAUACAGUUGACACAUUGAAGCUAUGUGUGCGCGUGAUAACAAUAGCAUUUCUUCUUCAUAUGAAUUUUAAGCGGUUUGAAGCAAAUAGAAUUAACGUUUGGAUUUUUUUCAGUGUAGGUAAUCACCACCAAAUUAUAGGAAGAAUAAAUGGUGAAAUGGGUAUUGUACUCCAAAACUUACCACAAUCUGACGUUCACUAAGACUCUCGGUCAGAGAUCCUGUUUCACUAUACUUACACACGAUUCCACAAUUUCCCACAUUCGUUGGCUAAAUGAAGUGCACUAGAUAAACAAAGUACAAGGGAGAACACACCAAUUGAUCAAAAAACAAUUUUUAGCUUAAGCCAAACAUGAACCGCCAUAUUUGAAAAACGCGAAAAACAACCAAGUUCAUUUCAGCCGCCAGAAAGUUUGUCUAAGUAUUGAAAUUGCCUUUAAAUCGCAUUCGCAAAUUGCAUUUGUUCCUAGGGGCAAUUAGCACAGGCGAGUUGAGUCAAACGUCAAACUUUUUAAAUCGCCUGACCAUGCACGUCCGCAUUUUUUUUGACAGGGAUAUACCUCAUUGCUCUAUUCGUGAUCUAACGCUGGAUGUCGACCGCCAGAUGGCACGGGAGUGCAAUGAUGAUGUUUUUAUGGUUUUAUGGCAUCUGUCAAAACACAUUGGAAAGUAAAUUCUGAAUUUUAUAAAUUCAAUCAAUAUUAUAAUUAAAUGUUAUUUCUUCUAAUGAAAAGUAAUAUUGAUGAAGAAAAUAUGUUUCCUACCUCUGAAAAAUAUCCAGAUGGUAAAUUUCUUGUUACAUCACUAAGAAUUCGUUCAUCCGGUUUCAAUUUAUACUAAAAUGAAAUUCAGAUAUUGAAAUUUCGAUAGAAAACACGAUGGUGAGCAAAAAUCACUGGAUUAAAGAGUGCAGGUGUUGACAGUAGAGGUUAUCCACCGAUAAAUUCCAAUUCUAGCCAAACAUUUUCCAUAUCUAAAACAACCAAUCUAACCUCUACAAUACAAAAAUAAUUCCGGAUCUCAAUAAUUCGCAAUAAAAUAUUGAGUUCAACUGAAUAUUUUGAUGUCAAACGAAAGAACGAGUGUUUUCUUAUCAUCUGUAAUCAAACUUUUGGUGAAACUAUGUGAUAUUUAUUUUAAAACAAUUAAAAUAGAAGAACCAUCCUAUAUCAUAAAUGCAAGAAAAUAUUUUCAUCAUCAUUAUUUGAUUGGUACCAAAAAUGAAAUCUAGUUGGCGCAUCGAGCGAAAAAGUUUCACGUUUGAGAGCCAAUAGAGUUCUAUGCAAACGAUUUCACUCACACUACUUGGAGGUUUGUUUUCCUCCAGCAGUCAUAUAUAAAACUGUCAGCCAAUUUAAACAUUUGAAUUAGCUCUCGUAAAGUAUUUAUAAUAGUGUUGAAAUGCUCUAUGUCGCUGUAAAACUUAUUCGGGGGACGUACAAUUCCGGUUGGUCAUAUUCCAUCAUGAAAAUAAUCCGACCGAAAAGUUAUUUUCGAUUUGUUUUUCUCCAUCUAUGACAGGUGGAGGAAAACAAACCGUUGAACACACUAAUACAGUUACAGAUUGUCAAGUACUUUAUGGGUGCCUAGAGUAUGACGUUUAGUAUGGUGCCUUGUGCAGGGUUGCAUUUUUGUUUAAAUGCUGGAAGGGUUGUCCAAAUUACUCUGCAUACGUUAGUUCGCAUUUUUCAAUGUUUCGAUUAUGUUAUCCUCAGUCAAAUCAAAAACUUCUGACCUACGGUACGUGUUUGUGAUUUUUGGAUUAGGUGUCCAGCUAACGGCCUAGUCGAUCUGUCAGUUACAGAGGGGAAAUAUUUGAAGCACAAAAAUCAACCAGAUAGACUUUAAAGCGUCUACUCAGCGUUGUACAGAGAUGCGCGAAAACCAAAACUAAAAGUUUCAAUCGUAUAGAAAACGACGGUUUUAAUCGUGUAUUGUGAACAAAUAUGGCGGAUUAAGGUUGGAAUUGAAUUCAAUGCAAACUUAUUUAACUAUUUAAUCAAAAUCAAAAUAUUUAAUUCAGUCAAAUAAAAAGUCACCCAAAGUGUACACAAAAUUGCCGGUUGCCAAAACUGACCGACAAAAUAUAACUUAGUAAACCGUGCAGUCAGAUUUUUACACUAUCGUUUUUGUUUUAACUCUAGAACGUUGCACUGGGGUACAAAUGUACCCCGCGCCUUCUUUGGAGCCAUGUAAAGACGAGAAUUCGGCAUUUUCUGACCUGGGACCCUAACCAAAAUUCGAUUUAGAGUUCCUAGUAAGAGUAGAAAAAGGUGGUAUAGCUAGGGGCAGUUACCUUGUGAUGCAUUUUUAAAAAUCAGCGAAAUUAAAUGCAUUUCUUUCCAUCAAAAUAGAAGACGUCAAAACCCUACAAAAAACAGCCCUACAUUCAACAAAACAUCGAACAAAGUGGAUCAGCGUAGGACGAUUGUUAACUAAUCUUUUCUGCGAGGGAGUGCAAAGUUGGUGCAAAAAUGGAAAUCAAAUGCAUUCUUUCUAAGAUGAUGCAAAUUUGCUAUACAUUCCUAGAGUGAUCUGCCCCUAGUAGUAUAGCCAGUUUGCUUAUAGGCUUCGUAGAAGCAGGUGUCAAAGUUGGCGUGGGGUACAUUUGUACCCCAGUGCACAGUUGCCGUUGGCGUUUCGUGCUGUCAGUGGAAAUGUGAUUCGUGACAAUACCAGUUUUUAACUGAUUGUUUUACUACGUAAGUAACAUUCAGCAUUAUAUAAUCAUUUUUAAUCAUUUAUUCAAUUUAUUUAAUUUGAUUUCGAAGCGGAGCAAAAAAUCGUUCUCAAUUUUACUGAUUUUUAUUGUUGUAUUGUUUAUUUUUUUAUAGUUUUUCAAAGCAAUGGCUCGUAAGUAUACCUUGCGCACAAUUACUGCUGUGACGGAAACGUUGCGUGUUACCAAUGUAUUACUGGCCAGAAAUAUUUUUUCAUUUCAAUUUCACCCCAUUUCGUGGCAUUUUCUAAAACCCGAUUUUUUAACUUUCACUCUUCCAAAUAAUUAAACUUUUUUAAAACUAUCGAAAUUUCAUUUUAUUGCGUUUCUAGACCAUUCUUUCAACUUUUAGAAUCAUUUGAUUUUUUCAAAUCGGUUGAAAACUCGCAAAGUUGUAGUAAUGUUUAUGAAAAAAGUCAAAACCGCGAUUUAUUCAGUUUUUAUUUUGUUCAAGCCAAUUUAUGUAUCAUUGAUUCAAUAAAUUUCGUACUUUCACUUGCACAGCUGUUUUCGCAAUUAAAAACGAUGAUAAUAAUGUAUUAUACAUUUCCUUUGUUUGCAAGUUUGCCUGCGAAAAUUGCGAUCAAACGCUUGGGGUAUAUUUUUACCCCAGUGCAACGUUCUAAGGUGGAAAACGCAAGUGCAACGUUCUAGGGUUAAUCUACUGACAUUCUAUUAGAAAAAAAUGAUUUAAGGUACCCUCCUACCUCUCUACUAAAACUCUAGCUCUGCUUCCGGUCCCCCCGAAAUCCGAUCAGUUGGGUGCAGUAUGUGAAAAUCAGAAUAUUGUUGGCAGUCAAGCUAAAAUAAAACAGUCGUCCCACUCCCUCUCGAUGCUCGGGAAUGUUCAAAUAUUUUCAAAUCGUAACAAGUUUCCAGUGUGUUUGUUCAUUGACUGCAUCCUUGCGGGGGUCUCGUACACGUAUGCCGGAGCUGCAAUGUCAACGUUUAGGUAUCGAGUGUAAACUCAAAUAGCAAAAAAUCACUGAAAUGGGAUCGAUAUAAACAGAAAAUAAAAAGUGUGUUCAAUAGAGGCUAACAAUGCCGAUGAGUGUUACCGUUGUAGAUAUCGAUCGAUUUUACGAGUCAAGCUCGUUCAUUCCCACGAAGUGACGAGCCGAUAUCAAUCAGAGAGAAAGAGUGAAUAUAUUUAAUAUAUUUAGAAAUAAACGAAAGCGCAUCCUUUCGCUAUUAGCUAUAUGAUGUAAAAUAAAAGAAAACAACCUGAACCGCCACGUAGAGCAAUCAAGCAAUCAAACCAUGCACCAUCCCUCGUGAGUUGUGACAAGAGCCUGUUCAGAGUGGCGCCAAAUCAUGACUGUCACCCUAAUGGAUUAAGUUUGUACAAAGCCCUUGGAAACGUUUAGUUUAGUAGUGAAGCAACACAGUAAACCCAGAUGAAAGGGCCAGUUUCCUAGUCGUAGUAGAAGUAGUAGUAGCAGUAGUAAUACUCAUAGAGGUAGCUAAGUACCACAUAGUCAUAAAACGGCAAACACAACAUACAAGUCGAACUCGUUGAAUGUAGCAAUAAAUAGUUGUUAUAUCGGACAAUUGUUAAUAGUUAAGGUAAGAUAUAGAAAAAGAAAUUGAAAACGAUCAACUAAAGAGAGUGUGUGUUUUAAGAAACCAUGACGGAUGCAACAUAACAUACCAAAUGAUAUUAGUUGUGCUAGUAUAAGAACAAACAAAAACCAAAAAAUGAAACGAAUCAAAGUAGAGCAAUCGUCGUAAAGAAGAAUAAGAAAAUUUCAUUAAUGUCAGAGUAUCGUAUAUGGCUUUGAUCUGAGCAUUGUUUAUUUUAUUUAUUUGUUCCAAUU
Messenger RNA from Topomyia yanbarensis, 12617 nucleotides. RefSeq lists its product as uncharacterized. The coding region runs from base 1 to 2457 and encodes 818 amino acids. Gene Ontology annotation, biological process: adenylate cyclase-activating adrenergic receptor signaling pathway. NCBI's taxonomy places the organism in Eukaryota, Metazoa, Arthropoda, Insecta, Diptera, Culicidae. Gene Ontology annotation, cellular component: membrane. Gene Ontology annotation, molecular function: octopamine receptor activity. The transcript is spliced from 5 exons. The record is from RefSeq and is a predicted model, not a curated record.